CCAGAGAGCAAGUUUAAACGGAAGUAUUGUAUAAUUGAUUGAAUAUUCGAAUUGCUUUUAAAGUGACAAAAUGCCCAAUGGCGAAGUCCGGACACCGAGGGCCAGUCCCUAUUGGCGUAAUGCAAGUCCAGCGAGAAGGACAACCACGAGUAGGGCGGACUUAUCACCGGAGCAAGGUAACAACCAAAUCGGGCAGCAGCUACUACGAACCCUGGUACAAAGUCUUCCCGCUGGUCCGGACUCCAUGCGAUCCCGCUCCUCCUGUCCACCCGUACAUCAUCGUCGCAGGCAGGCUAGUGGCUGCCGAUCCCUGGGUAUUCCGGAAUCAUUUGGUUCGCCGAUCAAGACCAAGGCACCAAAUAGAUUGCAGGCGGGAAUGCCGGUUAAACAAGUCUUGGGAAGAGAUCAAUCUGGCUCACAGACCAGUGAGCUUGGAAGGACUACACAGCAGAGUAUGGUGGCAUCGGUUUUGCGUCUAUCCGAGUCCCCAACAGCAAAGGCCAAGGCACGAGAUGAGGAGUUCGAAAAGACACCGGAGAUGGUGACCGGAGCGGCCAUCGCCAAAGCCAGAGAAGAGGAGUUCGACAGGAUACCCUCCAAGAUAUCCAGGAUAAGCCAAAAAGAUGAAACACUGAAGAAUUCUAAGUCGGAAACCGUGGAAAGUUCGAAGGGGAAUCUAAAGAAGAAUUCUAAGGACAACUCAAAGGAGAACUCAAAGGAAAAUUCAAAGGAGAUUUCUAAGGAGAAUAGUAAGGAGAAUAGUAAGGAUUCUUUAAGCAAGAGUGGUGUAGAAAUUGAAAAGCCGAGUAGCACUGAAGAACCAGAGGAAGCAAAGUCCACCGAGCAAAAUGAGGUAACCAACCAGCCAGAACCAGAAUCAGAAAAACCGAAACCUACGGAGGUUAUCAGCGCUAAGAAAUAUCCUUGCUUUCGAGGAGAAUAUCCCACGCGACAUCGACCUGGUUCGUAUCAGUGGUUCCAGGCCGCAGUUCCCAAUUGCGGAAACAUCAUAACCAUCUGCGAUGAGGAGCAGCAAGUUAUGGGCGAGGCGGAAAUUGUCACCGCCUGCGAGGUGACCGAGGCUCACUUCCUGAGCAUCGAUUGUCCAGAUGAUAAUAUGAACAAUGCGGUUGCGAAGUGUAAUAAGUCCACAUGGGCCUCCCAGUUUCCUCCAGUUUCAUAUGGCUACCCUCAGCAGCAACAGAAUGGAAAUGGUUUUGGAUCACCAUUUAGGCAGCAACGCUCGUUUUGCUUUCAGCAGCAACCAUGCUCGCAGCAGCAACCAUGUUUUCAGCAACAACAAUGCUCGCAGCAAAAGCUUUGCUUUCAACAGCAGCCUUAUUCACAGCAGCAACCUUGUUCACAGGAGCAACCUUGCUUUCAGCAGCAGCCUUGCUACCAGCAACAACCUUGCCUUCAACAACAACCCUGCUUGCAGCAACAACAAAGAAAUUAUGGGCGAAGUCCAUCCUUUCCCAAUCCGCAAGUGAAGCCAAGAACAUCUGUCAAGCGUCAGGAAAAGAAUCGGCCUAGCAACUUGGCUGCUUACAAUCCACAAAGGUCAGUGCGGAAACAGUCCAUGCAACAACAGUCCGUGCAACAACAGUCCAUGCAACAACAGUCCAUACGACCACAGUCCAUACAACCACAGUCCAUGCAACAACCAAUUCUUCCCCAAGAGCAACAGCAACAACAACCAGUGCAACAGCAACCCAUUGAGGAGGACAACUAUUGCCUGACCGAAAUGCUGGCCGAGGAGCUUAAAAAACAGAUGCUGGAGGCACAGGCCCAGAUUGCCCAGGUGCAACUCCAGCUGAACAGUGCUUGUGGAGCCACCAGAGUGCGACAGAUGCAUGUGCUCACCCAGAAUGCCGCCGACGAUCCUGGUUGGGCGCCAGAAACUCAGUUCUUAGGUCCACCAGAGGAUGGACUGGAUGAGGAUGAUGCUUUUCCAGAGGAAAUUAAUGAAACCGGUGAAACGGAUGCACAAAGUAUCCAACGUUUUUCCACGCAGCCAGAGCCACUAUAUCCUCCCAGCUUUUCCUAUCCAACCAGCAAGUCGUGGCCCAUGCCCUCGGUGGCUCAGACAUCCCAGGAAGACAUUCCACUAGGCUUAUAUCCUGUGCCCGUACCAAUGCCAAAUCAAAAUACCUACAUUCAGACAGAAGCUCAGCAAUUUCCUUGUCAACAGCAACAGCCGCCGUCUUUCAUGCCCCAACAAAUGAGUCCUUGUCAGCAGAGUCAACAUAUGGGUCUUUGUCAACAGAAUCAACAAAUGGCUCCUUGUCAGCAGAAUCAAGAAAUGGCUCCUUGUCAGCAGAGUGCACAAAUGGGUCCUUGUCAGCAGAAUCUACUAAUAUCUCCUUGUCAGCAGCAAUAUCAAGUAUCUCCUUGUCAGCAGCAAUAUCAAGUAUCUCCUUGCCAGCCGAGUCAACAAAUGGCUCCUUGUCAGCAGCAAUGUAGAGCACCUUCGUUCCCGCCACAAAAUCCACCUCCUUGUCAGCAGAAACCACAACGAUUAUCCUUCCAGCAACAACAGCAGCAAUCUGGCCAAUCAUCCCAGCUGAAUAAGUGUCCUUUUGCCCCACAAUGUUGUCCCAGUUGUUGUUGCCAGCGUUAUGCCCAAAUGCGAUUCAUGAUGCCGCGAUGUUGGCCUCGCUGAAAAUUUGAACCCUCCAAAAUUCGUAGCGUAACUUACCUUAAACCGUCAAAAUUAAUGUCCCUUUAAGGUAAGAUAUCCUACGAUCGGAGGUCUCAAAAAGUAUUUAAUUGUGCAAUUCUUCCGUUUAAAAUUGAGGCCAAUUGAAGAGUCCAAGACGAAUAAAGUUUCAAUUUUAAUGCUUA
This is a messenger RNA of Drosophila rhopaloa, 2844 nucleotides long. RefSeq names its product RNA polymerase II degradation factor 1. NCBI's taxonomy places the organism in Eukaryota, Metazoa, Arthropoda, Insecta, Diptera, Drosophilidae. The transcript has a single exon. The record is from RefSeq and is a predicted model, not a curated record. The coding region runs from base 71 to 2662 and encodes 863 amino acids.